AUGCCCUGGACUACCCAAGGUCCUGAUACCCCCUCCUAUAAUGUGAUUCUUACCUUGGAACACAUGCACUUGAUCCCGCGACGCUGGGAAAUUUUUACCCUAGGAGAGUCUGGGGGGACGUUGAGCGUCAACUCACUUGGGUUUGCUGGAAUGCUAAUGGUGAAAAGCGAGUCCGAACUUCAGGCAUUAGAGCAAGAGAAGAUCGGAACGGUACUUAGAGGCGUUGGUGUGGAAAGUGUCCAUGAAUUGCAAGUUGCUGUUCUAGUGUGGGAUCUUGUGAAGGGCUGGAGUGUCAUGCAGCUGGGCCUGAUUUGA
Messenger RNA from Suillus clintonianus, 315 nucleotides. RefSeq names its product ATP adenylyltransferase-domain-containing protein. Lineage: Eukaryota; Fungi; Basidiomycota; Agaricomycetes; Boletales; Suillaceae. Gene Ontology annotation, molecular function: ATP binding; ATP:ADP adenylyltransferase activity. The record is from RefSeq and is a predicted model, not a curated record. Gene Ontology annotation, biological process: nucleotide metabolic process. The transcript has 2 exons. The coding region runs from base 1 to 315 and encodes 104 amino acids.